This is a messenger RNA of Cetraspora pellucida, 2027 nucleotides long. Lineage: Eukaryota; Fungi; Glomeromycota; Glomeromycetes; Diversisporales; Gigasporaceae. The record is from the annotation of a GenBank genome assembly.
AUGAAUAGUAGUAAUUCCCAAGUUGUUAAAAAGGGAUACAUUUCCGUGAAGGAGGAUGGUUUAAGAGCAUGGAUUUGGUCAAAACGAUGGAUGUUACUCAGAGAACAAACCCUUACGUUUCAUCGCAACGAGAAUACCUAUCAAGCCGUUGCGUUGAUCUUCCUUAAAGAGAUUAGUAGUGUUUCGCGGACAGAAUUGAAACCUUACUGCUUCGAAAUCCAAACAAAAGACAAAACUUAUUACCUUUCUUGUAAAAAUGACGAAGAACUAUACUCAUGGAUGGAUGAAAUUUAUGCGCGUUCACCUCUCAGUGGUGUUUCAAAUCCAACAAACUUUGUACAUAACGUGCAUGUAGGGUUCGAUCCUGUCAGUGGUUUGUUCACUGGAAUGCCAGAGCAAUGGACCAAACUCCUAACAUCAUCAGCGAUCACAAAAGAAGAUUACGCAAAAAAUCCUCAGGCUGUUUUAGAUGUAUUAGAGUUUUACACUGAAAAUCAAAAACGAGAACAAGAAGCAUAUGGACAACACGGCCUCUUAGGACCAAUUGCCGGGUUUCCAAAUGCAGAUGACAAAUGGGCUGACCUAUUACCAAAAAAUAAUAAUAUGCCCCAGAAGAAUCAAUUAUAUCCUAGCCCCAAUGAUGGAUCUAAUGGUUAUGAUAUGUCCAAGAUAUCACCGGUGAACAGUAUGGGUGGUAACGCAAACAAUGCUAGAAUAGACCCUGAUUCUUCCAAAAAUAAUGAUUAUCAGCCGGUAAAUCCACCUAAUCGUCCUCCGAUCACUCCAAGACCUCCUAAUACUUUAAGCUCAAAUAAUGCACGUACAACUCAAAAUAAAAGCUCUAUAACACAAAUUUCUUCUAAUUACAACCAGAUUCAACAACAACCUAUUCCUGAAAAAUAUCAACAGUCGAAUAAUUAUCAACAGCCACCUCCAUCAUUAGUACCAAUGUCUCAACAAUCUACAAAUUAUUCUCCCUCUUCACAACAACAAUCGCAGCAACAACGUAUUCCUGGUCCAAAUCCUCCUAAACAACAGCAGCAACCUCAACAAACUGCUCAACUACCUAAACAGCCUCCAUCAAAACAACAGCAAUCAACUCCAAAGAAACCUGCUCCUGAAAAAAGAAUUAGCACAAUGAAUGAAGCUCAAAUUAUGGAAAAAUUAAGAUCGGUUGUUUCUCCAGGUGAUCCCACUGCCUUGUACAGUAAAAUCAGAAAAGUUGGUCAAGGUGCAUCUGGUUCCGUAUACGUUGCUAAAUCUCUCUCAUCCAAUGCUAAAGUUGCUAUAAAACAAAUGGAUCUUUCACAUCAACCACGAAAAGAACUAAUUGUUAAUGAAAUUCUUGUAAUGAAAGAAUCCCAACAUCCAAAUAUUGUCAAUUAUCUCGAUUCAUUCUUAGUAAAAAGCAACGAGCUUUGGGUUGUUAUGGAAUAUAUGGAAGGUGGUGCGUUAACCGAUGUCAUUGAUAAUAAUACUCUAGAGGAAGAUCAAAUUGCUGCAAUAUGCUUUGAGACUUGCAAAGGUCUUCAACAUCUUCAUGGUCAAAAUAUUAUUCACCGUGAUAUUAAAAGUGAUAACGUUCUGUUGGAUGCAUUUGGCCAUGUUAAAAUAACCGAUUUUGGAUUCUGUGCCAAGUUAACUGACCAAAAGAACAAACGAGCGACAAUGGUUGGUACACCAUAUUGGAUGGCACCUGAAGUUGUAAAACAAAAAGAAUAUGGUGCCAAAGUUGAUAUUUGGUCUCUUGGUAUCAUGGCUAUCGAAAUGAUUGAGAAUGAGCCACCAUAUUUAGAUGAAGAACCACUUAAAGCUUUAUAUUUGAUUGCCACAAAUGGUACUCCGACUUUGAAAAAACCUGAAAAAUUAUCGCGUGAAUUAAAAAGUUUUCUGGCUGUCUGCCUUUGUGUAGAUGUUAAGAGUAGAGCAACCUCAUUGGAACUUUUAGAGCAUGACUUUCUUAAAAAUGCCUGUCCGCUAUCAGAUCUUGCUCCUUUACUUAAAUUUAAGACCGCUAAGGAUGGCAG